AUCAACUUCUACUAUGUUCCACCCAAAUUCCGUGUGCUGUACGUCUACUCUGUGGGCUUGGGGUGGGACAUCUACCUCUCCUAUGUCAAACACGCAGAACGAUGAAGCUGCUUACUGAAACACACGAAAAACGGCCUAGAUCUACAAAACCUCGCUUGGACUCAGAUUUAUCAGCAGCAUCACAGCCGGAGUGCUGAUUCAGCAUCAGUGCUUCCAGCAUGCAGUCCUCUGAAGGAGAACACCCAGAGAUGAAGUUCACGCUGAGUUGGGAAGCUGGCAAAAGAUCAUUUUACAAUGUUUUUAAUCCAGUUUUUAAAUACUUCCCAAAUGUUUUCUGUACAUUUUAAUAGAAAGUCUAUUUAUUCUCUGCAGAGAAAUGUUUCCUGCAAAUUCAUCAAAUUGUAGAUGAUGAUCAUGUGUUAUGAGGAACACGAUCAUCUACUAUGUGUUUGUUGUGUACAGUAUCGUGACUGUGGAUAAUGUAAAUCUACGUUGCCACGUUGGCAUCUUUGCUGCACAGAAGCUUAAGCAGCACAUCACAUGCAGCAUAAAAAAGCUUGUAUUUAUAUCGUACCUUAAAUCACAAAGGUUAGAACUCUCUGCCACAGCAGGGAGAAAAGCUCAGGAAUAAAAUAAAGGACGGAGAAAGUUUCGAAAUGAACCCAUGAGCCGUGGCUGUGGAGGAUGACGGCGCUUUAAGCAAAUACAGAGCGUUAUUCAAAUAUUGGCUGAUUAGUCUUGAGGGACGUGAUACGCAUCGGCCCAGCGUUUAAAGCACUCCCCUCAGGCGCUCAGCACAUCCUGCUGUCAAGGAUCCAGCGCCUGUGCGUGUGUGCGGGCGAGCGAGCGCUGAUGCUGGUAUGACCUCCAGUCGUUUCCUCUCUCAACAUGCUUGCAGCAGUGCAUCUCGCUGUCCUGGCGUCCCUGUUUGCAGUGACACUCUGUGCAGAAUCCACCACUUCUACUGCACAACCUCUGCUCACCUCAACUGCUGGAACAACGUCGACUGAUGGUCCAACCUCCACUGCUGGACCAACCUCCACUGCUGGACCAACCUCCACUGCUGGACACCAAACUAGCUCCACUAAAGUCAUUUCAUCCACAGAGAAAACCUCCACCAGCACACAACAGCAUGAAACCACGACAGCCCACAGUGCCGUGUCUCCAAACAGCACGUCAAAACCGACACCACCCUCGACUUCCCCACAAAGCCCCAACAGAACAGAGGGAGCUCAUACCAGCCACACUACCGGAACCACAGUGAACAACCAGACGUCCCAAAGAGUGACACACAUACCAGCAUCACAAACCACAAAUGGCUCUGGAGUCAUGAUAAAUACAAGCACUACAGCUCUUCCGCACCAGUGGGGAAAAGGUGACUUGGCAGCGAACCCUGGCUUGGUGGCCGUCAUCGUCAUCUUCUCCAUCACUCUCAUCCUUGCUCUGAUUGUCGCUGUAGUGAAAUGUAUCCAGUCACCAAGGUCCAACUUCGACCGUCUGGAAGACGUGCCGAUGGGCAACGUGAAUGAGAAAUCUCCAUUUGCCCAGUACUCGAAAUGACGCAGGAGACUUCACCAGAUACGGAAGUCCAGGAUCAUCAUGGUUGUACGAGCACAGGAAAGCAGUACCUCGAGCUUCAGACGCAACCCGCAAGAA
Betta splendens (Siamese fighting fish) is the source of this 1656-nucleotide messenger RNA. Its product is annotated as integumentary mucin C.1-like. Lineage: Eukaryota; Metazoa; Chordata; Actinopteri; Anabantiformes; Osphronemidae. The transcript is spliced from 4 exons. The record is from RefSeq and is a predicted model, not a curated record. Bases 889 to 1560 code for a protein of 223 amino acids.